This is a messenger RNA of Vanessa tameamea, 2398 nucleotides long. RefSeq lists its product as uncharacterized. The coding region runs from base 103 to 543 and encodes 146 amino acids. The transcript is spliced from 6 exons. Lineage: Eukaryota; Metazoa; Arthropoda; Insecta; Lepidoptera; Nymphalidae. The record is from RefSeq and is a predicted model, not a curated record.
GCUGUGCCUAGAAAUCUAGGCAUUCUGGAUAUUGCAUUCAGCAUCGAGAAACGUAUAUUGUGAAUUUAGGAUUUUGAAAAUUUUGAAGUGCAGUUUAUCAGAAUGAUCAACAACGACGAUCAUAAGAAGGAGAAACCUGUAGGCGCUGGAUUUUAUUCAUCGCAUAGUCCUCCUCCAGAUACCAACGUAUUAUGCGAAACUUUGGUCUCCAAAUUGACCGAUAAAAGUGACGAACCGUCGCCGUCCCAACCGAAGCCUCUGAUCCCGAUACGACCAAUUAAGGACCACUCCUUAUCUGUUACAGAUCAACUCUCGGAUUCUGAUAAUUUGGAGAUCGCGGAUGACGAAAGCGACUGGUCUUCUGGACCUCCUUCUCCGGCACCGCUGAAGGCACCACGGGCGUUUGAGAAAAGUGAUAAUUUAUACGAAAAACAAACCGAUGCAGAAAAAGAACAAGAGGCGGAGGAAUUUUCGUGGAACGCUGAAAACUUUCAACAGGAAGGCUUACCUAUACCUAAAACGGAAAACACAUACCAGCCCUAAGCUAAUUCUUGGAGCAAUGAACCUCUCUUUUCCUGAUCAACCAAAUCUCGACUUAUCUAAUAACAUAUAUAUUUGAAUAAGAUCGAUCAAAUAUACAUUUCAUGUGUCUAUUAAAAUAUUAACCUUAAAUGUUUAGCUGUAAUUUUUAAAAUAUCUGAAUGUACUAGAAGCUUCUGUAACAUUGUAAGGUUACUAAGGAAUUGGUUGUAUUAACCUUAAUUUGAAUAAUUAUUUGUUUUAACAUUUGAUUACACAAUUUGAAACUAAUUACAAUUCUAUGUAUACGUAUGUUAUUUAAAUUGUCUCUUUUUAAAAAGACUUCAAAUAUCAAAACAACGAUUAUAUUUUUUUUAUACAUUUGUAUUUUUAAUAUACUUUGUAUAGUCUGGUAUACUUUUGACUAGCAUUUCUAUGUUGGUAUAUCUCAUAAUGCUGUUAUGUUAGCUAUAAUAACUUUUUGACAAUUUUCGUCAAAUUAUGAUAUUGUGGGUAGAUUUAUCGUCCAGUAACAAAUGUCUCUGUAAAUAUAAAAUUAAAAGUGACCUGAUAUUUUCAUUUUGAAGUAAUGAGAGCACUGUAUUGUAAGCGCGCAGCGAAGCUGCAGCAGAUGAACGAUCGGGUCGCUUUUAAAGAUAUCUUCAUAUUUAUGUAUGUUGCUUCUCUUUCGAGUUUUGCAAAAAAAAAAUAAUAUUCUUUGUUUAAGUAUAGUCAGUAGAGUUCGUUAUCUGAGGAUUCUUUAAGAAUGGAAUAAUACAAGGUUUUGAUAAGGUGGUUCGUUAGGGUGCGCGAAAUCAACGACGGGGUACUAAAUCGCCUACUUAAGAGAAUAAAUAAAAUCGAUAAGUAAAUAUUGGGAAAUUCCAUUUAAAUAUUGACUUGAAAAAGUCAUUUUCGCAGUUUCUAUAGUUGGUAUGUAUAUCUUUAAAUUUGGAAAACGCAAAAUAUUGAAAUUAAUAUAACUGUAACUUUGUUUGGAUUUUAAUGAAAAUUUUAAAGUAAUCCAAGAAUUAAGCGAAAGAGCGGAAUGAAAUACAUAUAUGAGUAGUGUGUAAAUAAAUACGUCAACUGACUAGCGAUAAGUUAAAAUCAAAGUUUAUUUAUGUACUUGUUUAUAUUCGAGUUGUAUUUCUAAAAUACUAUUAUUAUUACAGGCGAAAGAGUUUUCUCGAUCCCUUUAGAUUAGUUACUCACUCCCGCGGUCGCUCUCUAAACUUGCCGUAACGGAGUAAGAGGGUGUCAGUUUUCCUACUAUAAACCAAAAGUAUCACGUAUUUCAGGUAUGUGCUUAACAUAUUUUAUAUCUUUAACCAUUCAUUGUUAUAAUAUUGUUGUUUGUUUUGAAAACUUUAUCUAUAUUUUAAAACUUUGACUUUAAUUGACAUAUUGAUGUGUCAAUGUAUCGGAGUUCAGUGUCGUCUUCUAGUAUUUGUUCUUCCGACAGAUCGCACAGUAAGAUCAAGUCAUAUCUUUUCGAUGUAUGUGUUUAGAUAGAUUACUCUUCACGUAUCACGGUUAUAAUUUAAGUUACAAUUCAAAACGAAUACAUGAAGGUGUCAAGUAAAAAAAAGCGAAAGACUUAUACAUAUUAUAUGUAUAUAUACAUCUUUAUAUCUUUAUUAUUAUUAGGAAGGAAUAUUUAAAGGUAUUUGUUUUUAAAUUUAGGAAUUUUGAUAUUUAUAUUGUUUUAACUAAAACGAGUACUAUACUCAUAUAUUUUGUUAGUAAACACAUUAUUUUGCUAAAAUGUUCUUUUAAAAAACUGUUUAUAAGUUUAUCUUAAACUUGUACCUUAAUAUGUACUGGAGUGGCGCAAGGAAUGUCAAUGUAGGAUUUAAUAAAUGUAUUAAAUGUCAAA